Molecule: messenger RNA, 180 nt
Organism: Neurospora hispaniola
Lineage: Eukaryota; Fungi; Ascomycota; Sordariomycetes; Sordariales; Sordariaceae
Exons: 1
Coding region: 1-180 (59 amino acids)
Source: RefSeq, a predicted model, not a curated record
AUGUCGGAUUUGAAGCGUACUGAUGAUGGCGCCGAAGAGCGGGAGGGUAGAAGAGCUGCACAGCAACACUCCCAGCAAAUAGUUGGAUAUUUUCAGGUCGUCAUGACAAGCCGAAGUCUUCUGAAGAACACAUCGGCCGAGGAGGAGGAGGAGGCUGAAUCAUUUUGCGGCUGGCUCUAG